AUGUGUAGCCCGGCGCAAAGUUUGGUAUACCAUCAGCGCACGUCCCAGCGUGCGGGUGUGCCACAGCUCUGCUUGCGUUGCCCAAGUAACAGGCAGAGGGCGCUUCGGAUUGUUUCGGUGCGUUGCAAGCAGUUGGACAUAGAUGAAGCAUGGCUUUUUUUGGCUGAGCCGACGCCGCUUGGGCUUCGAUGGGAAUGCUGUGCAGGCUGGCUGAUGUUGGAGGUCGAUGUGAAGACCUUGCCUUUGGUUUCACACUUGCAUUCUGGAUGCAAGCCCACCGUAGAUGCACGCAGGCCAGAGUGUUUCAAGUGUCCUUCCCCACAAGCCUCCUAUCAGGCUCAGGCUCAUGAUCCGCAAUGCGCUUAG
Molecule: messenger RNA, 366 nt
Organism: Effrenium voratum
Lineage: Eukaryota; Dinophyceae; Suessiales; Symbiodiniaceae
Source: the annotation of a GenBank genome assembly